Cololabis saira (Pacific saury) is the source of this 1422-nucleotide messenger RNA. RefSeq names its product E3 SUMO-protein ligase ZBED1-like. The record is from RefSeq and is a predicted model, not a curated record. The transcript has 2 exons. Bases 18 to 989 code for a protein of 323 amino acids. Lineage: Eukaryota; Metazoa; Chordata; Actinopteri; Beloniformes; Belonidae.
CUGACAAUGCCACAAACAUGAUCUUAGCUGGCGUGGAAGCAGAGAUGAAACCUCACCUCAUGUGCUUUGCACACACAAUAAAUCUGGCCACACAGAAAGCCUUCAAAGUGGACAAAGUAGCAACUUUGCUGGGGAGGGUAAGGAGAGUGGUUGGCUUUUUUCACCGCAGUGUCAGGGCAGCAGAAAUUCUACAAGACAAACAGAAACAACUGGCCUUGCCCAUCCACAAACUCAUCCAAGACGUGUCCACCCGGUGGAACAGUACCCAGAGUAUGCUGGAACGUGCCCUGGAACAACAGCCUGCCAUUUCCGCUGCACUUAUGUCCAGGGAUCUCAGAAGAGGAGAAGAGAUUAACACUCUUAAGGACAAAGACUUUUGCAACAUCGAAGAUAUUGUCAAGCUGAUGGCACCGGUCAAACUUGUGACCACCAGCAUGUGUGAAGACAAGCGGCCCACUCUCUCAAUGAUUUCCCCUGUCAGAUCAAAGCUCAAAAAGAACUUUGAAGCAUCAGAUGAAGACUCAGUGGUGAUCAAAGACAUGAAACAAGCAUUCAGAAAUGACUUGGAGAAACGCUACACUGGCCAGGAUGAUCUCUUCUACAUUGCAGCAGCUCUGGACCCCCGGUUCAAAUCUCUGCCCUUCCUGACGGACCAUGAUGCUGAGCGGACGUUCACAAUCAUAACAGCAGAAGCUACAUCUCUGCACAACAAGGUAAAUCCCCCAACACAACAUAAUUUACUCAACACAAAAUACAUAUUACAAUGCAUUCUCAAGUCUACUGUCAUUAGAUUUAUUCUGACUGCUGUUACUGUAUGUUUGUUCUGUGUUUGUCUUCAUUUUAUUUCUAGGCAACAGGGGAUCCAGUCCAGAGGGGCCCACUGCAGAAAAAUCCAUGUCAGACUGAAUCUGCCGUCGGAGAUCUGGACAUCAGCAUUGAUGCACCACCCCAGAACCAAGAAGAUCCUGAUGAUAAUGACCCUCCUGUGAAAAAGAAAAAGAUGUCAGCAUUGGACCAGCUGUUGGGAAAAGACUUUGAAGUGAGGAUGGCAGCUACAUCUGUAAGAGACAAGGCCAGUGAAGAAGUCAAGAGGUACAGAGAGCGUGAUCCGUUGCCCCUGCAAAAAAACCCACUACAGUGGUGGAAAGAGCAGCAGGACUUGCCACUGCUGUCAUCUCUCGCUAAAAGGUACCUCUGCAUCCCGGCCACCAGUGUGGCAUCUGAACGUGUGUUCAGUACUGCGGGAGACAUUGUUUCUGCAAAACGUAGUCUGCUCAAACAUGAGCAUGUGGAUCAGUUGAUUUUCCUUAAAAAAAAUCUGCCCUCCAAAAAAAUACAGGACAGUGAUGAUGAAAAUGCAUAGUGUAAGUGAACUACGGCUUUUUGACGUGGGAAACUGUUCCUCACACACAGUAGUUUGAU